Molecule: messenger RNA, 945 nt
Organism: Tarenaya hassleriana
Lineage: Eukaryota; Viridiplantae; Streptophyta; Magnoliopsida; Brassicales; Cleomaceae
Product: rac-like GTP-binding protein ARAC3
Exons: 8
Coding region: 167-763 (198 amino acids)
Biological process (GO): cortical cytoskeleton organization; regulation of actin cytoskeleton organization; establishment or maintenance of cell polarity
Cellular component (GO): cytoskeleton; cell projection; cytoplasmic vesicle
Molecular function (GO): GTPase activity; protein kinase binding; GTP binding
Source: RefSeq, a predicted model, not a curated record
CUCUGCGAGAGACUUUCAGCUGCUUCCUCUUUGUCUUGUAGCUCUUAGGAACCACUCUCUCUCUCUCUCUCUCUCUCUCUAUUUAUAUAUACCAAAUCUUACCUGCCCAGUGGAAAAAUUAGGGUUUGCUGCUGCUGAAGAAGGAGGAGGAGGAGAAGCAGAAAAGAUGAGCGCUUCGAAGUUCAUAAAAUGCGUCACCGUCGGCGACGGCGCCGUGGGUAAGACCUGUCUGCUCAUUUCCUACACGAGCAACACCUUCCCUACGGAUUAUGUGCCCACAGUGUUCGAUAACUUCAGCGCCAAUGUGAUUGUGGAUGGGAAUACCAUAAACUUGGGAUUGUGGGACACUGCAGGCCAGGAGGACUACAAUAGGCUCAGACCAUUGAGCUAUCGCGGAGCAGAUGUCUUCUUGCUCGCUUUUUCUCUCGUCAGCAGAGCCAGCUAUGAAAAUGUCGCCAAAAAGUGGGUUCCUGAACUGAGACAUUAUGCUCCCGGUGUGCCCAUUAUCCUUGUUGGAACAAAGCUUGAUCUUCGGGAUGAUAAGCAGUACUUUAUCGAACACCCUGGUGCUGUGCCUAUCUCUACUGCCCAGGGUGAAGAACUGAGGAAGGAGAUCGGAGCUCCUGCUUACAUCGAAUGCAGUGCUAAAACACAACAGAAUGUAAAAGCUGUCUUCGAUGCUGCUAUCAAGGUUGUUCUACAACCACCCAAAAUCAAGAAGAGGAAGAAGAGAAAAUCUCAGAAAGGUUGUUCCAUAUUGUGAUCAAGGAAAGAGUGAUUCCAGGAAGAAAGCAAUCGGCUGUAACGAAUUUGCCCCCAACCCCACUGUUUUUUUUAACCCUUUUCAUAAGUUGUUUCUCCAGGAAAGCAGGAACUUGUUGUCUGUAGUUUGAAAAUCUGACAAGUCAGAGAACUUCCUAUAAUAAAAUUUCUAGAUUGAAUUCU